CUUUUUAAUAUAAUUUUUGCAUUUUUUCUGUCAAACAUGACGGACGGAUAUUCCACGGAAACGAAGUUCUGUAUUUUAGUGCCUUUCUUUUCUGCAGAUCUGAAUUCUGAAUUUUUUUUUUGCAGCUUACAUGAAAAUCUUGUUAGAUUCAGACCUUGUUUGAUCGAUAAAUGGUUAAAGGAAUCAUCUAUUGAUUUGUCGAUUUCUCUUUCUAACUGCUGCUGCGACUUGUGAGAGGAGAAUUCUCAUUUCUUGGCUGUGUAUUAGGGUGGUUUAUCUCCGUCGGAUUUUAUGCUUCUAAUCUGGCAGCAUGAGGAAGAAGCUCGAUACCCGCUUCCCGGCUGCUCGCAUAAAAAAAAUAAUGCAAGCUGAUGAGGAUGUUGGCAAGAUAGCCCUUGCAGUACCUGUCUUAGUUUCUAAAGCAUUGGAAUUAUUUUUGCAAGACCUUUGUGAUCGAACUUAUGAAGUCACCCUUCAAAGAGGAGCAAAGACCAUGAGUUCACUCCACCUAAAACAUUGUGUCCAGAGCUAUAAUGUGUUUGAUUUUCUGCGAGAAAUUGUUAGCAGGGUUCCUGAUUAUGGCCAUGGUCAUGGCCACCCUGAUGCACCUGCAGAUCAUAGAAUCCUUCAUAAGAGGAAGCCCAUUAUGGAUGAAGGCAAUGAGAGCGAUGAAGAAUUGAAGAGAAGCAGGAUGCAUGAUGCGAGCCACACGGGUGUUAGCAGUAGAGGUAGAGGCCGUGGCCGAGGUAGAGGCCGCGGUCGAGGGGCUCGGAACAUGGAGAGGGAAUCUGCUCAUCGUGAGGCCGACUCCGAAGCUGCUUGUACAACUCCACGUGCCAACAACCCAGUUCCUGGAAUGAUGAUAGACGACGUAAUGGAUUCAAAGGAGAUGUUGACAAAAGAGCCUAUGGUAGCAAUUACGGGUGGUACAGCCGAUCAACCUGAACGGAACUUCGAUCUUAAUGCUGAGGUCAAAGACAAUGAAGAUGUGAAAGCUGCUGCAGCUGCCACAUUAGCAGCUUCUUCGUCAGCCUUGGGUCCUGCACCUGCCGGCCAAACUUCAUUCACGGCGCCAGAAACCACCACCCGUGAAGAAUAUCCAGGUUGGUCUCUUUCAGAGGUGGACAAGAUGGCUAUUGACCCCUUACAGCUGGCACAGCUGAGCACGAGGAUGGAUGAGGAGGAAGAAGACUACGAUGAAGAAGGAUGAUCUUAUAGUGAUGUCCCUUCUCGUUACUUGUUAUUGGUCUCGCGUAGUUCUUAGAACCCAUCUGCUAACAGGAAAAGCCAAUGAUAUCCCAGUAGGUUCUGUCGACUAUCUGAGAAGAAGACAGCAGUUUGUGUAAUGUAAGAAAGUCUAAUGUUAGGAGCAGCUAGCCAUCCAUCCAGCAUCCAAGAUGGCCUUCCUCUGUUAGUAUUAUUGUGUUCAUCUCCUUGGUCGGGAGUCGUAACUGGUCCAGAAUCUGUUUGACGGAGGUUAAAGAAGCACAGAAUUGGAUCGAGAAGAGUAUCCUGACCAAUUAAAUCCAGUUCUUAGAUUCUAUUUCGCUCCGAUACUUUUACACAAUGCCAUAAUAGAAACGCUAUAUUGCAUAUAUCCCAUUACACGUUCACAAGCAAGCCAUAAAGCUGUUUGAAGGUUUCUACAAGAUCACACUCUUGAAUAUAAACACAUUACACAUAUAUAGUCUGCCCAUAUAUUUACAUAGAUCAGUGAGUUGGCUCCAUAUGAUUGAGACGGAAAGUGCCUUCAGUGGUCUUAUGCACCUCAACCUUCAUCUUCUCUUCAGUGGUUCCUCUCUUCACCUUGAGCACCAUAUGGAAUUUUGCAGAAUCAUCCAGCACCUGCAGCAUUCCAAAAUCAGCACCCACUCCCUAAGACUUGAAAAUGCAGUUGCCGACAGAAGAAAACCGAAGGUACAAAUGGGAAGCGGAAUGAACAAACAAACCUCGGCCUUGGCGUCGACAACUUCUUGAAGCUCGUAAGGAAACAAUGAGUUGGAGCGCUGUUGAAUCGCCUUCAGGGCAUGAUCAGCUGCAUCUUGAACCGCGGGGUCAUGAGAAGCCACAUCCUUCAGCCCAGAUCCAUGGCAUUCUGAAAUACGCACUACCAAUCAGAGCACGAGUCUGAAAAUGAAAUCUUUUUCUCUACCCUAUGUGUAUCACUUCAAUACUAUCUCAAUGAUUCCGUAGUCGAUGAGAGGGAAACCAUCGAUCAAACAUUUCAUGGAUUUGGCAAAUGGGUUUUUGAAGCUAACCUUUCUUGACACCGAGGUCAGAAGGGGUGAGUUGAGGGGAAUCGCCAGCGUGCUUGAACUCCUGCAGUUCCUGGAAGUUCAUCCAUGGCUUCACCCACACUUUGGCUUCGUAGAGCUUCUUCUU
Linum tenue is the source of this 2382-nucleotide messenger RNA. The record is from the annotation of a GenBank genome assembly. Lineage: Eukaryota; Viridiplantae; Streptophyta; Magnoliopsida; Malpighiales; Linaceae.